Molecule: messenger RNA, 1074 nt
Organism: Gymnogyps californianus (California condor)
Lineage: Eukaryota; Metazoa; Chordata; Aves; Accipitriformes; Cathartidae
Gene: C3H6orf118
Product: chromosome 3 C6orf118 homolog
Exons: 6
Coding region: 1-1074 (357 amino acids)
Source: RefSeq, a predicted model, not a curated record
AUGACAGAAAGAAAUGAAUUCCCAGCUGAAUAUGAGAGAGCAAGGAAGAUGAAAAGAUUUUCAGGUAACUUUUGUUCCAGCAUCCUUCUGCUUCCAGCACAGGCUGAACCUUCCUGCCCUAAAAACAGACGUCCACAGUCACCUGUGACCAGUGUUGGUGCCUCAGCAGAUUUUUCUGCUCCACUGGAAAUGUUAAAGUUGAAAGCGCUUAAAAAGAAAGUAGACGAGGGAACUGACGGACUCCAUAUGCAUCUCAAAAGAGAUAAGUUAGAUGUGUCAGAGAUUAUGGUGCUGAAAAACAAACCAGUUAAUAACAGCCGACAGUGUGUUGUGGAGCUUGCCAAGGAGGAAUACCAGUUCAUACCUUCAUACCUGGCUGGUAUAACUAAAACUGAACAGUUUAACAAGUUCCUACAUUUCCAGAAGGAGUUCAUAGCAAAGCAUGAACCAUUGCAGAAUGAUUUCACAGGGAGCAAAGUAUCAGAGCAGCACGAAAGAAAGCUGGCUAAGGAGCUCCAGAAAAUCUGUGGCUGUCAUCCCCUCCAUUUCAAGCAACUACAGGUUGUUGAGGAAGUAUUUGAAGAUAUAUAUAACAGCUCUCUGAUAUUUGGUGAUAUUCUGAAGGAAAUUGAGGCUGUGAAGGCUCAGGUCAAAGGGAUGGAAAAAAAGCCUUCAAAGGCUCCAGGAAUACAGGCACUUGGGAAAGAUGUGCAGGUUCUCAUGAAGAAAGCCAGUACUGCUCUGGAAAAAACCAAAGAACUGAAAAAUGAAUUAGAAAUGGCGCUAUGGAUAAGCCAGACUCCAGAAGAUAAAACAGAAACCUGCAGCAGACAUGAGACAAAGAGGAUAGCACAAAAACCAUUUUCUGUUUCUGAACAGCUUGAAUCUAUGAGGUGUAAAGUUCUUGAUAAAUGGGAGGAAAUGAACAUACUAGAGACUGAGAAGAAAGAAACAAUGGUUUAUGCUGGGAUGGUGGAUAUCAUGGAAAACAAUCUUAAAGAAAUAGAGGAAGUUGAAGGAAAUAUCACAGAAAUUUUAGAUAAACUGAGAAUCACUCAGGAAAAUCAAAGGUGA